Rubroshorea leprosula is the source of this 670-nucleotide messenger RNA. The record is from the annotation of a GenBank genome assembly. NCBI's taxonomy places the organism in Eukaryota, Viridiplantae, Streptophyta, Magnoliopsida, Malvales, Dipterocarpaceae.
AGCCACCGCCGCAGCCUGGCACAAGUAGAAUGCCGCAAACAAUUCGGGGAAUGUUCCCUGAGGGUUCUCAUGGACUUUUACGAGGUUUCUUAAAUCAAGGCAGUCAGGCUACAGCCGACCCGAAGUCGUUCCUGCAGGAACAAUCACCAGUGCCCCGUCGAGAUCAAGAGCAAGUCAGGCGGGCUGCUGUGGCAACACACCCUUUGACACAGCAAGAGAUAGGUCAACCUGCAGAUCAACCUGCAGAUACAAUGAGAUUGUUACAAGAGUUCCAGGGGAGGAAAGGACCAGGCUAUGACGUUUUUGGAUCAACGAAUCCAUUUACGGAUCAAGGUUUACCUCAAUUUCUAGCAACAUCCACUGGGGGUCCUCGCUCAAAAGAAAAUAUUAGUGAAAUUAGUGAGGACAAAGCACAGGAUGCUAUAAAAGGACAGGUCAAGCCUGAAAUUCACGAAGAACAACGGCUAUUUGAGGACAAGCGGAUGAAGUUCAAAAUAGAUGCAUUUGAGGUUGAAAAUAGGAGACUGAAGGGUGAAAUUGAAAUUGAAGAGCAGGAACAGCAAAUGACGUUCAUUGGAGACCUGGACGCAGUUGCCAGUUGGGGCUCAAAAUCGGAGAUUAAAGCAUGAACUUGAAGAAAAUGAACAGCUAAUAAAGUUCAAUAUGGAUG